GUUUUGGAGCUCACAGUUGAUGCAUCGCAGCACUUCUCUCUCAGCACGGCUUGACCUGAGCACAAAAAAUACACAAUGCAUGUCCAAUCCCCUACUACCAUUACCACAUCCGGCUGAGUUGAAUGCGUCUAUUAUUUCCGGACAGUGGGCAGUCAAUUCUCAAGGCGCUCCAUCGUUAACUAAUGCAAAUCCGUCGCACCAAUGGUUGGAGUAUCAGUCGUCGUUUGGUCAAUCUUUCCACAGUUUCUUUAAUUCGUUUUGUCAAAACAGUAAUGAAAGCCCAUUCGAACUGCGUGGUGAGCACAAACUCGAGGGGAAUGGCUGCAGGGAGCGGCCAAUCCGCUUUGGAGAAUCCACCCUCACUGACAUGAAAAAGCAUCACGCAAAAUACGCAACUGAGAGUUAUUCGCAAAGCGCAGAUGAAGACACGGGAACCACUAUCUCCGAAUCCACGAAGCAAAACGAUUAUCUGAUCAACGCAUGUAAAACAGAAAACACUGCAGUAAGCUUUGGGAAGAAGGUACCAACUCGCGAAACUACUAGUCUGUUACGCAAAUGGCUCCUUCAGCAUCAAUUAAAUCCUUACCCAACUAAAGGAGAGAAAGUUAUGUUGGCUUUGGCAACAAGAAUGAACCUGACCCAAAUAUCCACUUGGUUCGCCAAUGCCAGGCGUCGAUUAAAGAAGGACAAUCAAAUGACUUGGUAUCCGCGAAGUCGAAAUUCCCACUUUUGUCCCGCUGAAAGCUACAAACCUAUUCGGGGAAACAACGAAUCACUUUCAGCAAUGGUCUUAAAAGAAUUGGAAAACGAUGUUGUUUACAAACCCAUGCGAUACGUUGGAGAACAUCAACUGAACCCCUUUACCAAUGCUUCUGGUUCCGAAAGAAAUACCCUGUUGGAAGUCUCUGAUUAUCCAAAAAGGAACCCUUACACUCUAGUGCGAGAGGAUUUUAAUAUAUCACUGUCAGCCAAACAAAACCACGUGGGAUUUGAAGUUAAAUCAUUUUCCAUUCCUACUGGAAGCCGGAUGAGUCCUACUAUAGGUUCCAGUGAAAAGAUGCGGGCACACGAAACUAGAUAUUCCCUGCCACUAAUUCAUUCUGGAAGGACACCACAAGAAACAGGCAUACGAUUUUAUGUGCCGUCAAAAAUAUCAGCACCAACAAGCAAAUCCCCUACGUACAAUUGCGCUGACGCACCAGAAUUGCGAAACCCAACGCAAAAUUGUGUUCGGAAGAGAAUCUGGUCCGUAUUGGACAGUCUCGACACAGAAACGAAUCAGACAACUGACGAGUUAAUUGGAUAUCGCGUGAUUCACCACACGCAUCGAAAUAGCCAGCUAGUUACUGAAAGACAUUCCGUGCUCGUGCUGAACCAAGUAAAGCCAUCUGUAGACCAGGUGGAUGGGUA
Molecule: messenger RNA, 1410 nt
Organism: Opisthorchis viverrini
Lineage: Eukaryota; Metazoa; Platyhelminthes; Trematoda; Opisthorchiida; Opisthorchiidae
Exons: 4
Biological process (GO): regulation of transcription by RNA polymerase II; cell development
Cellular component (GO): nucleus
Molecular function (GO): RNA polymerase II cis-regulatory region sequence-specific DNA binding; DNA-binding transcription factor activity, RNA polymerase II-specific
Source: RefSeq, a predicted model, not a curated record